AUGUCCGCCUAUACGGACGACGAGUCCACCUAUACGGACGACGAGUCCACCUAUACGGACGACGAGUCUGACCAGGAGAUUGACCUCACCGUUCCGAAGUGUCCUCACGCUAGGAAGCGGCCGUCGCCAAAGACUUACGGCCAAAUGAUAACCGUUGUUGUAGGGAAAGGAAAGCGACAACGCUCUUUCCAGGUCUACGAAGGAUUAUUGACAUAUUGGUCUUCGUACUUUCGGGCUGCGCUCAGUCCAGCGUGGAAAGAAGCCAACUCCAAUAUCAUCGAGCUCCCUGAGGACAGCGCGAAGGUGUUCGAAGCCUUCUUCCAUUGGCUGUUCACGGAGCGUCUUGAACGUGAAGGAACUUCUCUUUCCUCCAGGCUGAUCUGCAAAUUAUAUGUCUUCUCUGACGCGCGAGGGAUCCCGGAGCUGGGAAAUGCCGCCAUCGACCUCUUGUUUCAGAAGACUGCUUCUGACUGGAUUUUCCCCGCUGAAGACAUUGGGUACAUCUACAGAAACACUAGAUCUGCCUCCGGUUUAAGGAAAUUCAUCCAGGACGACUCUGUGUGUAUUGACUGGGCAGAAUCCAUGGAAGAAGGAGAGAAAUACCCACCCGCAGAAUUCUUCGCUGACAUCCUCGCACGAGUGUCCCAGGGGACUCUCGUUAUCCCAAGUUUUGAACGUAGGCCCACAGAUGAGGAACACAUCGAAAAUCUCAGAAAAAAGUUGUGCGAGUAUCACGAGCACCCAGACACGUCGGCCGAUACCGAGAGAUCUCGCUCCGCCUCAGUCACAGAGUCAGAAGAAUAA
Messenger RNA from Westerdykella ornata, 804 nucleotides. RefSeq lists its product as uncharacterized. NCBI's taxonomy places the organism in Eukaryota, Fungi, Ascomycota, Dothideomycetes, Pleosporales, Sporormiaceae. Bases 1 to 804 code for a protein of 267 amino acids. The transcript is spliced from 3 exons. The record is from RefSeq and is a predicted model, not a curated record. Gene Ontology annotation, molecular function: protein binding.